AUGUCGGGCGCACCCCCCGAGCUCGGCCUCGGGUACGACGGCGAGGCGGCGGCGAAGAGGGGCUCCGCGGCGAGAGCCGGCUCGUCGCUGUCGAUAUGGCGUGUCAUGCACGACCCGCCCGGCUUCUUCAUCGCCUCGGCCAUCGCCGCGGCGGGCGCUUCCGUUGUGUCGGCGGCCUUCCAGACAAGCGGGGCCGUGUCCCAGAGAUGGGCCGGGCUGCUGUUCAUCGUGCUGUCCGCGGGCAUGUUCGUUGUGGUCAGCGCCUGGGCGGAUGGUGCGGCCAAGAAGUCCGCAGCCGUGAAGUCCACCGACAUGGGCAGGCCUGGCCAGCUCUUCGGCGGCAGCGUGAAGAGGUUCUCGGCGAAGAACGGCUGGGGAUUGAUCACCAAUGUGCAGCCAAUAGGCGAGGACGGCUUGACCACCGAACCAGAGGAGCAGGCCCGGAAGGACGUCCGGUUCUACCGGGCAGACCAGGAGGCCCUCGGGCUGGAGGUCGGGGCCUUGGUGGAGUUCGAGGUGACGCCCGACCCAGGUGACGAGGGUCUCGGCCCAUUGUCCAUUUUGAAGGGCCUCGCCUGGGAUGCGAAAGGGUUGCCUCGAGCGUCGCCUGGCCUGGGGAGCCCGCUGGUGGACCUGGGCGCCCUGGGCACUCCGAGUGAACCUGGCACACCAGAGGGGAUGCGAAUGAACCCGGCCUUGAUGCCCUUUGACUUCUGGGACUGGAAGACGGACAUUACGGACGCGCCCGAGUUCGUGCCCGCCGUGGGGCUGCCAUUCCAGGCGGCGCCAGGCGCCUCCGCCGACGCGGGCCCGGCCGGCGCGGCCGCGGGAGGCGUGCAGAUGCGCCCCCUCAGCCCGGGCGAGUGUCACGGCACCCUCAUCGGCCCGAGCAUCUGGACGAUGGUGACCCCAGGCCCCUGGGGCGCCUUGGCCGUGCCCGUGGGCGGCCACGCUGGCAGCGGCUCCGUGGGCGUCCCAGCCGGUGCGGCGCGCAGCUGCCAGGAGGACGAGGAGGUGCAGCAGCUGCGGGCGCACUACGAGUGGCAGGUGCGGCGGCAGGACGAGGAGCUCGAGGCGCUGCAGGGGCGCCUGGCCGCCUUGGAGCGGAGCCGGGCUGGCGUCAAGGAGAGCGAUGGGAACGGGAACGCGAAGGCCUCGUCAGGGAGAUCGCGCGCUACAGGUCCGCGCUGGUGCGCAACUCCGUCCCGGUCGAAGAGUUCCGCGACGGCGUGGCGGGCGGCGUGCUCGCGUCCAUCCCGGCCGCCGAGCGCCCGCCCGUUGCGCGCGGCGCCCCGGCGCCCCGGGGAGGCGACCCUUGGGACCACGCGGCUGCGCAGGCGGCCCCCCAUGGGCGCGCUGCGCCCGCCCGCCGCGAACAGCACUGCGGGCAGGAGGGCCGCCGCCGAGGCGGCUUUCGAGCGGCCAGCUUGGGCCGGCACGCCUGUAGCCGUCGAGGGCUGGCCAACGGAGCAGACGCUCAGCUUGAGAGCGGCGGAGCCGGCGCGGGUCGCGGGCGGGCAGCUGCCAGGGGACGAGUGGCCGAAGACGGCCACGCGGGAGCUCGAGGUCGAGGGGUGCCAGGCGUGCGAGCGGCCCCAACUUGGCGCGCAGGGGGUCCGCGAGGACCUCUCUGAGCACGCCCUGCAGGAAAAUGAGGCCCACCAUUCGUCGAUGGAAGCUCUGGCUGCUGCACUGUGGGGCGCGUGCCCAACAAUCGCGUUCAAAUUGAAAGUGCAGUGCCUGGCAGCCACGGUGAGCAGAUGGGCCAUGCGAUUUGGAAGAUACAAUUCUGAAGCCUACUUGGCCCUGAAAGCCCUGGGGCCCAUGGUGGGCACGUUGCCCACGCAGAGGGGCCUCGUGUGCAAUACCUUUGUGGAGCCAUUGGGAGCUUGUGGCAAGGGACUCUGUGCUCAGCGGAGCCACGCAGGACAGGCCGUGAACUGGCGCUGUGGGCCUCGGAAGUGGCUGGUCCUCUGGGGGCGGAUACUGCGCGCGAACAUCGGAGCGCACGAGCUCUAG
Molecule: messenger RNA, 2019 nt
Organism: Prorocentrum cordatum
Lineage: Eukaryota; Dinophyceae; Prorocentrales; Prorocentraceae
Source: the annotation of a GenBank genome assembly